AAUCUGCCUAGGAUGCUCACAAAAUCUUAGAAUGCUCAUUAAAGUGUUGAACACCACCUCUUCUACUUCAAAAGGAUGUGAUCAUGAUUGGUGCCUAGACCACGUGUGUGGGCAGCACUCUCUCAUCUCUCUUUCCUCUCUAAUUUUCUCUCUCAAUUUUCUUUUUCUUUCUCUCCCAAGAAAAAUUUCCUUGCUUCCCUCGAUUCCAUCUAGCUCUGGGUGAAAUUUUUCUUCCAUGUCAGUUUUAAUGGAUUUGCUUGGCCUUUCCUCAUAAUUCACAUGACUUCUCCUCUCCCUUUCUCUAUCUCUCUCUCUCUUCAAACUUUUCUCUACGCUGAGUAUUUAGGUGGGUUUUUUCUACUCUCAAUUUUUUAGCCAUGGAGGAUUCGUUCUUUCUUCCUUUUAUAAGACAAGAUUAAGUAGAGAGAGACUGAUUCCUGUCUUGAUUAGUCAAACCCAAGUACUUGAUCAAGUAAUAAAGCUUGGAAGUUUUAGUAAUUCUUGUAAUUAUAUGGAGUCAUUAGAUCAGGCGCUAUAUAUAUCGGAGUGAAUAUUUCUCUUUCCUUUUUUCUUUUUUUUUUUUUUAUCUCUUGAUGUUCUGAUCAUCGUAUAUAAUCAAAUCACCAAAUAAUUUUGUCUUUAAUUUCUUUUCUUUCUCGCUCAGAGGCCAUGAAAUUAGCAGGAGGAUUCAUUUUAAGAAGACUGAUGUUUACAGUUUAUAUUGAUGUUUGUUUAGGGUUACCCAUUAAUAUCUCUUGCCUAAUUUGGCAACCUUAGUUAGAUUUGACUGGUUUGAAAAACAAAAUCCACAUCAAAUCAAGUCUCCAAAAGGAGAACAACACAAGGCAAAGAUAGCCCAUCUUCUUUUUUCUUUCAAAAUUUUGAUUCAUCUCUAAUUAAUUCCAUUAGCCAUUAUACGGUGGUGUUUUGCAUGCAUUUUGAUGAUGGCUGAGCAAGGUGGCAACAGUAGUAUGACAGAGUACAGAAAAGGAAACUGGACGGUAAGUGAAACUAUGGUGUUAAUAGAAGCAAAAAGAAUGGAGGAGGAGAGGAGAAUGAAGAGAGUAGGAGAUGUGGGAGAAGGAAGAAACAAAAGAGCAGAGCUAAGAUGGAAAUGGGUUGAAGAUUACUGUUGGAGAAAAGGAUGUUUAAGGAGUCAAAACCAGUGUAACGACAAAUGGGAUAAUCUGAUGAGAGAUUACAAGAAAGUGAGAGAGUACGAGAGGAAGAUUAGUAGAGAUGGUGAAGAAUCAUAUUGGAAAAUGGAGAAGGGUGAGAGAAAAGCAAAAAACUUACCCAGCAACAUGUUGGCUCAGAUAUAUGAAGGUUUGGUUGAGGUUGUGGAGAGAAGAGGUCAUGAUAAUAUAAAUACGAAUCCAAGUUUAGGUUACAUGGGGAUGGAGAAAGCUGCACAUGUGAUGACUAGUAGUAAUGUUCAGACACCGAUGUUGAUCACAUCUCCAUUGUUGGAACAUCAAGUUUCUACUCCAUUAAUGCCUGCAGUGUUGCCAUUGCCGCCGCCAUUAGUACUACCUCAGCCACCGAUGCCUCAACCUCAACCAUCUCCUCCUUCGCAUUCUCAACCAGUAGAUUGUGAUACAAGUGAGGAUUCAGAGACAUCAGGAGCAAAGAGAAGAAGAAGAUCAAGAAGAGAUUACAAUGGGGGAGGAAGCAGUAGUGGUGAAGAAGUGGGGAAUGCCAUAAGGAAAAGUGCAAGCAUUAUAGCAGAAGCACUUGAAGCUUGUGAAGAGAGAGAAGAGAGAAGACACAGAGAAGUUGUAAGUUUGCAUGAAAGAAGACUCAAGAUUGAAGAAUCUAACACUGAGAUUAACAGACAAGGUAUUAAUGGUCUGGUUGAUGCCAUUAACAAGCUUGCUAAUUCUAUCAUGGCUUUGGCUUCUCACAAGAAUCACUCUCCUCCCAAAUGAUCCAUCCAUCCAUCACCCACCAUAUUAAAUUAAUAUCUAUAAUUUUGCAGAUAUAUAUUAAUGUAAGCAUCUCAUUACAAGAGUA
This is a messenger RNA of Carica papaya (papaya), 2013 nucleotides long. RefSeq lists its product as uncharacterized. The record is from RefSeq and is a predicted model, not a curated record. NCBI's taxonomy places the organism in Eukaryota, Viridiplantae, Streptophyta, Magnoliopsida, Brassicales, Caricaceae.